Molecule: messenger RNA, 2736 nt
Organism: Ilyonectria robusta
Lineage: Eukaryota; Fungi; Ascomycota; Sordariomycetes; Hypocreales; Nectriaceae
Exons: 2
Coding region: 1-2736 (911 amino acids)
Cellular component (GO): microtubule organizing center
Source: RefSeq, a predicted model, not a curated record
AUGGACUCAUCUCAGGCCCACCCCUACGAGAGGUCGCGACCCUCCUAUCCUCGCACCGCCUCUCGAUCCUCCACCAGCACCACAAACACCCGAGUUACGUCUCAGAGCGCCAACAGCUCGUCCUCACAAAUUGAUCCCUCGACUCAGAUGGCAGGCUCCCACGCAGCCCAUCGCUUCCACAACACAGCUUGCAAUCGCGUCUCGUCCCCGCGAAGCACACCCCGGGGGACACCCCGUUUGUCCAGAGAAGCCAGCAACGAGUCAAACCGACAGCAGGCUGUCUCGACUUUCUUACAAGAGAGGCUUCAGAAAGAGCGCCAGGUCGAGAGCGAAAAGUCGGCAUGGUCUCGUGCCAAUACCGACUUGAGUGCUUCCGUUGAACUCAGCCGGGUCAGUCAUGGCUCGCCUACUAAGGGUGGUGAGUCUGAUGUGCGCCGGCCGCAGUCAACAACUGGCACUGAGGCGGGCAAGAAGAAGGGCCUUGGUGUCAAGGAUAUGGAACAGGUUAUUUCGAGUCUUCACAAGCAAAAUUUUGACCUGAAGUUGGAACUCUUCCAUCGCCGAGAACGACAAACCGUCAUGGAGGAACGAAUCGAAGGACUCGAGUCCGAAAAGACCCGAGUCGAAGAGAUAAAUGACAAGUUGGCGCAGGAGUUGGAGAAGCGUGACAAGGCCGUCGAGGAGGCUGUGGCCAUGAUUGUCACGCUGGAAGCCAAGUUGGAGCAGUUUGCCAAAGAACGCGGCAUGGUCCAGCAGAUCGAGACCGAGGGGCGAUAUGCCCUCCAGGCCAUUGAGGCGGAUUACGAGCAUCCCGCCCCCAAGUUCAACGGUCCUAAUGUCACCAAGCUUGAGGAUGAUGCUAAGGUCCUCACCCGUAUGCCAAGCUUCCUCUCCGAACGCACCGAAAACACUGAGAACCUGCGGAAUGUCUACCUUGGAGUCAGGGGAAGUGUUCUCAGCCUACCGCACGUCUCUGAGGGCGCCGGAUAUGCGGAUAACAACCCUAUUGACGGCCUGGCUAGCCCCAGCUUGAGUGUCUUGAGCGAGAGCUCCUUCAUCAGCGUGUAUGGGCAGAAGGGACACGCAAAUGCCGUACCCGGUGAGGUCGAUGAACCCCUUUCGCUGGAUGGAGUCGAUAGCAUCCCUGGAAAGGCCAGUGCUAUCAAGAGGCCCAAGACCUCAAUGGCCAGGGCGGUACCAGCGUCCAACCGACAUGCGCGCUCGAACUCGCUCACGAAUACCAGCAAGCAGAGGGACUACCAGACCAUCACCGAUGUCAUCGACCCAAGAUCUCCAUUGCAGCAGAUUGAGCGUCUUGAUCCUACCUACUCUCAGAAGAGGGCUGAGAACCGCCCUCACAGCCGGGACCAGGAUAAUGGAGCUGUGUUCGCUGGCCGCGCGGCUAAGUCACCACCAGCCAGGUCCCCGGAACGCAGACGUAUGAGAGAGGAGAAGCGGGAGUCACUACGAAGAGUAUUGACCGAUGCUCCCGGUGGAGUUCGUCUACAUGAUCUCCCACCCACCCCUGACACAAUCUCCACGUCCACAUUGAGACGUUUCCAAAACUCCAAUGACACUCUCUCAAGGCAGCCAACUGGUCAGCGCAGCUAUGACGACUUGUCAGAUGCGUCCGGUGACGAGAGGCAGUUCCAAGGAGUGCCACUCGGAGAUAUGGGGUUGAGUGCGAAGCCAUUGGAGAAGGCAAGAGACCUGAACAAUAGCGCAUAUUUCGAGACCCGGGCGCGAGCCAUCCAGCGUCCUCGUUCUGCCGACGAGACUACAGUAUCUAACCGCAGAGCAAAUGACUGGGACAGCGACAGCGACGACUCUGAUACCCGGUCGCUUCAAUCGAGCCUCGACAUCUGGAUGCGCGAGAGCGCCAAGCCCGACACAACUGGGCGCAUUUCACCGGAUCUCUUCAGCUUUCCCAACACCACGUCCAAGGGCGGCUGGGCUGUGGAUGCCAUGUUUGGCCCUAAGAUUGGCCACCCAGGCGGUGUCGCUACAGGUCUUGACCCUCAGAAAAUCAUCGACAUGUUCCCAGUCCAGCCAGAAUUGUUCUCGGCGUCACUGCCACCCCCACCUCCUAACAGGAAGUCAAGUCUGCUGGCUCAGACCGGGAACAGCCCAGGAAGGCCAUCGACGAAGCGAGGCGUGUCUAAGGCUUCAGGCCGUCGCCCACUCUACGGCCGAAGAAACAGUGAUGAUGUUCAGACGCCUACUGAGCCAAAGGCUCAGUUGCAGCCACCUCUGCCGGUGCAGCCGCAAGCCGCUGAAAAUAGAAAACAUUACCCGCCCAUUGCAAAUCAGCCUGCCCGGAACCCGCUCACCAAGCUGUGGCGUCGAUCUUUGGGAGGAGGAACAUCGAGCGCCCCGCCAAACCCAACUGAGAUGCCUGGGCCACCCCCAGAGGCUCCAAAGACGAAUGCCGAGAUGGGUGUCCCUUCAUGGGUCAGUCGAACAGCUGCAGUGGAGGAUGACAGAGACGGCGCUACGCCUCCGCCCAUUAUGCGGCUCCCACGGCAAUCUCGUCACAUGUCUGUCGACCUGAGUGCUAUGGCAAGAGCCGGAUCACAAGAUCCGCAAACGCCGAGCACCCCGACGAUGCCUGCUUAUGUGGGAGAGUUGACGCCGGAGCACCCGAUGAGUAGCCCGCGCGUGCCUUCUGCGACGGGCACUAGAAGAAAGUGGCUGCCAGCAUUGAGGGCUGCAAGCUUCAUGGCCAGAAAUGGAUAG